UCGGCCGCCGCCGCUCUCCUCCACGGAAACCCUGGACUAAACCCUCGCUCCCUUCCGCUCCCUCCCUCCAGGCGCCGGAAAAGCGUGCGAGCUCCCAGCCACCGCUGCGCCCCUCUCCCCGCCCUUCGCCAUGGACCCCAGCUUCCGGUUCGACCCGGACGGCUCCGACGACGAGGCCGCGGCGGUCCCCGCCGCGCGGCGCAAGCCGGCGCAGUCGCCGUGGGAGUUCUCGUCCUACGCGGAGUCCGUGGCGGCGGAGCACGCGCGCCGCCGGACCACCUCCAUCGACGAGAAGAUCUCGCAGCUGCGCAAGGGCCGCGGCAAGCCCGUCCUCUCCGACGACUCCGAGGGCGGGAGCGGGGAGGACGAUAGCGAUGAGGAAGAGGUGGAGGGGGAGAGCGGGGACGAGGAGGACGAGCUGGAGGAGAGCGAAGACGAGGAGGAGGUAGAGGGGAGCGGAGAUGAUGAUGAUGAGGAGGAGGUCGAGGGGAGCGGCGAUGAGGAGGCGGGCAGCGAGGGGGAGGGGGAGGAGGAAGAAGGCGAGCAGGGAGAAGAGGAAGAGGAGGGUGCUGAUGAGGAAGAAGAUACAGCCGAGCAGAAUGGAACAAGCGGCACAGUGGAUCCUUCUAAAUUUUUCGCUUCCUCAGAGGGAGCUUCGUUCCAUGCAAAUUCGUUCCUUGAGCUCAACUUGUCGCGCCCACUAAUUCGAGCUUGCGAAGCGCUUGGUUACCAGAAACCAACCCCGAUACAGGCUGCUUGCAUACCUUUGGCAUUAACUGGAAGAGACAUAUGUGGUAGUGCUAUAACAGGAUCUGGAAAGACAGCUGCUUUCUCUUUACCUGUGCUGGAACGUCUACUUUUCCGGCCAAAACGUGUACCUGCAAUUAGGGUGCUUAUUCUUACUCCUACCAGAGAAUUGGCUGCUCAGAUCCAUAGUAUGAUUGAGAAGUUGGCCCAGUUUACUGAUAUCAGAUGUUGUCUCAUUGUUGGAGGACUUUCAACUAAGGUUCAAGAGGUAGCUCUAAGGUCAAUGCCUGACAUCGUUGUAGCCACUCCUGGGCGCAUAAUAGAUCAUGUACGCAAUUCUCUCUCAGUUGGGCUUGAAGAUCUAGCUGUUGUGAUCCUUGAUGAGGCUGACCGUCUGCUAGAACUGGGUUUCAGUGCUGAAAUUCAAGAACUGAUUCGCAUGUGUCCGAAAAGGAGGCAGACUAUGCUUUUCUCGGCUACGAUGACAGAAGAAAUUGAUGAACUUGUAAAGCUUUCACUAAAUAAGCCAGUCCGUCUUGAAGCUGAUCCUUCUCUGAAACGGCCUGCAACAUUGACUGAAGAGUUUGUUAGAAUACGACGAGCGCGUGAAUCAAACCAAGAAGCUGUUCUACUUGCACUUUGUUUGAAGACUUUCAAGCAAAAUGUUAUCAUCUUUAGUGGGACAAAGCAAUCUGCUCACAGGUUGAAAAUAAUAUUUGGUCUCUCUGGUCUGAAAGCUGCUGAACUUCAUGGCAACCUUACGCAGGCCCAGCGACUUGAGGCUUUGGAACUUUUCAAGAAACAAGAAACGGACUUUCUGAUUGCCACUGAUAUUGCUGCUCGUGGAAUUGAUAUUGUUGGUGUUCGGACUGUAAUAAAUUUUUCUUGCCCACGAGAUGUCAAAACAUAUCUUCAUCGUGUUGGCCGCACAGCGCGGGCAGGGAGGGAAGGAUAUGCUGUGACAUUUGUAACAGAUGAUGAUAGAUCCCUCUUGAAAGCAAUUGCAAAGAAAGCUGGUUCACAGCUGAAAAGCCGCAUCGUUGCUGAGAAACCUGUGGCUGAUUGUGCAAAAUUGAUCGAGGAACUAGAAGACCAAAUUUCGACUAUCUUUCGAGAAGAAAGGGAAGAAAUGGAAGUGAGGAAAGCUGAAAUGGAAUUAGCAAAGUUAGAAAAUAUGAUGGCUCAUAAGGAGGAUAUAUACUCACGGCCAAAGAGAACCUGGUUUGCUACUGAAAGAGAGAAGAAGCUUUUGGCAAAGGCUGCUAAAGACUCUUUGGACCAAGGUAAAAGUACCUCUGGAGUUAUUAGUGCAAAACAAGCUGAAGACCUCCGUCUGAAGGAGAAAAGGAGAAGGGAGAAUGAGAAGAAUCUACCUAGGAAAAAGCGCCGAAGAUUAGAGGCACAGCGGGAGAUGUUAGAAGAUGAUGAAGAAGAUGACAAGGAAGCAAAGGAAAAUAAUAAAGGAGGGAAGAAGGCAAAGAAAGGCCAAUCUCUAGUGGAUGUGGCUUAUCGUAAGGCAAAAUCAAUGAAGGGGGCCAGUAGACGGGGUCCUGGUGCGGGCAAAGGGAAGAAUGAGAAGAAUGCAAGACAACACUCUGAGAAGGGCCCGACUAGGCAGGAGGAGAUGCAUGAUCUGUUCCAGAAUGAUAUGAGUGAAUGGAAACAGGGACGUGCCUUGAAGAAAAACAACAAUUUCGCCCACAAGAAAUCGAAGAAUGCUUUUAAGAGCAAAGCAAGGUACAAGCGCCGAAAGUAGAAUCCUCGCUAUCUUGCACCGGAGAGUGUAUUACAUCCCCUGUAGUAUCAUUUUUGACUGACAUCUUGCACUGGAGAGUGUAUUACUACACCCCCUUGUAGUAGUAUCAUUUUUGACUGACUGGUCCUGAACAAACAUCAGGAUCCAGAUGAUGCGCCUUUUACCUUGUGCUUUUGUUGGUUGUAAAAUUACUUCAUCGUAGCAUGUAGUGAUCCACAUAAUUUUCCCUUAUAUCCAAUGUUCCCUGAAAACCUA
Panicum hallii is the source of this 2758-nucleotide messenger RNA. Its product is annotated as DEAD-box ATP-dependent RNA helicase 28. The record is from RefSeq and is a predicted model, not a curated record. Lineage: Eukaryota; Viridiplantae; Streptophyta; Magnoliopsida; Poales; Poaceae. The transcript is spliced from 19 exons. The coding region runs from base 131 to 2503 and encodes 790 amino acids. Gene Ontology annotation, molecular function: ATP binding; RNA helicase activity; nucleic acid binding.